CGCCGGUAUUCAUAUAAGACCAUUGUGCGAGCUCAUAGGUCAUUGACCACUGCCAUUCACGACAUCCUCGCUUAGCAUUGCUUUCAUAAAAACAACCCGUACUUGCUUCACAAUGUCCGACGUCACUAUCACCUCUUUCUCCGUUCACGAUGUUCGAUACCCUACCAAUGUCACGGGUGACGGUACCGAUGCCAUGAACAAGGAGUGUGACUACUCUGCUGCCUAUGUCGUUCUGGAGACCUCCUCCGACCUCAAGGGUCAAGGAAUGACCUUCACUAUUGGUCGAGGUAACGAUAUCGUCUGCUACGCUAUCAACCACGUCGCCAACAUGGUCGUCGGCAAGAAGAUUGAAGACUUUUUCGCCGACAUGGGCAAAACCUAUGAUUACCUCGUCAGCGAUCCUCAACUCCGAUGGACCGGUUCGGAGAAGGGUGUCAUCCAUCUUGCCACCGCCGCCGUUGCCAACGCCAUCUGGGACCUCUACGCCAAGGCCCGAGGCAAGCCUCUCUGGAAGCUCAUCUGCGACUUCUCACCGGAAGAGUUCGUCAAGUCGGUUUGUUUCCGAUACAUUACCGAUGCCAUCACCCCUGAGGAGGCCUUGGCCAUGUUGAAGGAGAAGGAGAGCAGCAAGAAGGCUAGGGAGGAGGAAGUCAUCAAGCGGGGUUACCCUGCUUAUACGACCUCGGUCGGAUGGCUCGGGUACUCGGACGAGAAGAUUGCUAGGUUGACCAAGGAGUCAUUGCAGCAAGGUUUCAACCACUUCAAGCUCAAAGUCGGUGCCGACUGGGAGGACGAUCUCCGUCGAGGAAUGUUGAUCCGAUCGAUCAUCGACAACCCGGAGAACAUUCGGGAUGAUAGGAAGAACGUCGACCCCAAGACGAUCGAGGGCAAGAACGCUGGACCUACCGGGUGUGUCCUCAUGGUCGACGCCAACCAGGUCUGGGACGUCUCCCAGGCUGUCGAGUACAUGCAGAAGUUGAAGCCCCUCAAGCCUUGGUUCAUCGAGGAGCCCACCGCGCCCGAUGAUGCUCUCGGUCACGCCUCGAUCAGGAAGCAGCUCAAGCCCCACGGGAUCGGUGUUGCCACCGGCGAACACGCUCACAACCGAAUGACCUUCAAGCAGCUCUUGCAAGCCGAAGCCAUCGAUGUGUGUCAGAUCGACUCGUGUCGAUUGGGAGGUGUGAGCGAGGUCUUGGCCGUCUUGUUGAUGUCGGCCAAGUUUGGAAUCCCCGUCUGUCCUCAUGCUGGAGGUGUCGGGCUCUGCGAAUACGUCAUCCACCUUUCCCUGAUCGACUACAUCUGCGUUUCCGGUAACAUGGACCGCAACGUGUUGGAGUUUGUCGACCACCUCCACGAGAACUUCCUCUACCCCGUGUCCAUCAAUAGCGAGGGAAGGUACAAUGUGCCCCAGGGGGAGAAGGUCGGAUACAGUAUCGAAAUGUACCAAAAGUCGAUCGAAAAGUUCACCUACCCUAGCGGUUCUUACUGGGUUGCGAUCGCCAACGGCGAGCACCCGGACACUCACUAGAGCUAUCGCAAAGCGAUCAUCGUGUAUAGAAAUUGCAUCUUUUCUUGUAACAGGGUCGUGGGAUACGAUAUACAAUCAGCAUAGUCUUGUCA
This is a messenger RNA of Filobasidium floriforme, 1620 nucleotides long. Its product is annotated as putative mandelate racemase/muconate lactonizing enzyme. Lineage: Eukaryota; Fungi; Basidiomycota; Tremellomycetes; Filobasidiales; Filobasidiaceae. Gene Ontology annotation, biological process: carbohydrate catabolic process; amino acid catabolic process. Bases 113 to 1528 code for a protein of 471 amino acids. Gene Ontology annotation, molecular function: L-fuconate dehydratase activity; magnesium ion binding. The transcript has 11 exons. The record is from RefSeq and is a predicted model, not a curated record.